AUGGAUAGUGGGGGCAAUAAAACAAAUCAAGAAGAAAUUAAUGUGCCAGGACCGUCAACUUGUAAUCCUAUUGACGAUUAUGAAGCAAUUCAGAUCCAGCAGGAUGAGAUAGAAAAAAGUAUAAAAGAAAGUGGACCACUCGUUGGCGAGCCCGAGCCUAUUACUGUACUUGCCGAAGAUUUUUCAGAUCAUCCUAUUUAUUUGGUCAAACUUGAACAAAUUAAACAGAAGUACAGUAAGAUUCGACGACUACGUCGUGAUGGCAACUGCUUUUAUCGUGGCUUUGGUUUUGCCUAUUUAGAAUAUCUUGCUAAGGGUAACCGAACGGAAGAAUUUAAAAAGUUUCUAAGUCGUUGCGAUGAAUGUAAAGAUGCUUUACUUAAAAGAGGCUAUACUGAUUUUACUGUUGAAGAUUUUCAUGAUCAGUUCACAACAUUCGUGAAAAGCCUGGAAAAUAACGAACAGGCCCUAUUAAAUUUGCAAGAAAGAUUUACAAAUUCUGGUUAUUCUGAUUACUUCGUGGCAAGAUUAAACUCUGUAAAUGUUGACAAUUUGUUUAGACUUUGCGUUUCUAGCUAUAUGCAACAAAAUGAAGAUUUCUAUAUUAACUUUAUAACCGAUGACAGGACCGUUAAAAAGUUUUGCGAAAUGGAAGUUGAACCUAUGGGCUUAGAAAGCGACAAUAUUCAUAUAUCAGCUCUAGCAAAAGCUUUAGACGUUCCAAUUAAUAUCGAGAAUUGCCAGCUAUCCGGUAACUUGAACGAAAUUUACAUCCCGGGUCAUAAUGAUGAAAAUUCUGAUGGAAGCCCUUGCCCUUCUCCUGUAACGUUGCUUUAUCGACCCGGACACUACGAUAUUUUUGAUCAAUGCGGUGUUUUGAGUGAAAUUCUACGCACUCUUAAGUCGCAGCAACAGCAGUAA
This is a messenger RNA of Rodentolepis nana, 921 nucleotides long. The record is from the annotation of a GenBank genome assembly. Lineage: Eukaryota; Metazoa; Platyhelminthes; Cestoda; Cyclophyllidea; Hymenolepididae.